AAUAACACUAUUUUGCAAAAUAUAUUAUAAAAUUGUCUGAUUUUUUGGAAGCCAUAGCUCUCUGCCUCUGUACUCUCCACGACUGAGCUCUCCGCCUAUCGAUUCCUCUUCCCUCUGCCUCUCCACGUCUCUGCUCUCCGCCUAUCUAAUCUCCGCUUCCCCGUUACGAUUUGGCUCUCUUGUGGCGCUGUUGUCAUUUAUGCUAUUGUUGUUGAUGGUGGCUUACAACUGGUGGCAGCGGAAUGGAUUGUAAUGGCUUAGAGAUUUUUGGUUGAGAUUUAUUUUUAGAGCUUCUAAAUGUAGCCAUUAAUGGGGAACAGUCACCGCAAACACCAUAACAACACGCACAAUCAGGGAGCUUUGCCUUUUAAAUACGGUCCUUCACCACCACCACAAGUCCCAACCAGCUCAACCACUCCUUACCCUUCUCACAUGGACACCUUCCCCUUCCCCUACGCUCAUGUUGACUCAAACUUGCGAGCCCUAGCCUCUCAAGCUGAAGGUUUUGGCCGCUUCGCCAUUGGUGGCCUCCAUGGUUCCCUCUACCAUGUCACCACUUUAGCAGAUGAUGGUCCUGGAUCACUUAGAGAUGGAUGUCGUAAGAAAGAGCCACUUUGGAUUGUGUUUGAAGUGUCUGGGACAAUUCAUCUUUCAUCCUACUUGAGCGUUUCUUCGUUUAAGACAAUCGAUGGCCGAGGCCAGAGAAUAAAACUUACUGGGAAAGGUUUGAGGUUGAAGGAAUGUGAACAUGUGAUUGUUUGCAAUUUGGAGUUUGAAGGUGGUAGAGGGCCUGAUGUUGAUGGCAUUCAGAUAAAACCCAAAUCACAACAUAUUUGGAUCGAUAGAUGCAGCCUUCGGGAUUAUGAUGAUGGACUUAUAGAUAUAACACGAGAGAGCACUGAUAUAACCAUCUCAAGGUGUCAUUUUGCACAGCAUGACAAGACGAUGCUGAUUGGAGCAGAUCCCUCUCAUGUUGGCGACAGGUGCAUUCGUGUGACGAUUCACCAUUGUUUCUUUGAUGGGACACGACAGCGGCAUCCACGUGUUAGAUUUGGAAAAGUUCAUAUUUACAAUAACUACACCAGAAACUGGGGCAUAUAUGCUGUUUGCGCCAGUGUAGAAUCCCAGAUAUACUCUGAAUGCAAUAUAUAUGAAGCAGGGCAGAAGAAAGUAGCUUUCAAGUAUCUCACAGAGAAGGCAACUGACAAGGAAGUAGCAAUAAGUGGCUGCAUAAGAUCCCAUGGGGACUUAUUCGUCUAUGGAACUCAGGCAGGGCUGGUGGCCGAGACUGAGAGCGGUGGAACUGGCAUGUUUCAUCCUAGUGAAUACUACCCCACAUGGACUGUGGCACCACCCACAGAUGCUCUCAAACACCAUGUCCAACACUGCACUGGAUGGCAGAGUGUUCCCCGGCCAGCUGAUCAUCUAAACUAGCCACACGCACACUAAUCUAAUUAUCUAUAUAUAUAUAUAUAUAUAUUUAUAUAAAUAGAAACUUAUUAUUUCUUAUAUGGUAUUUUGGUGUUUGUAAGUAAAACUUGUCACUUUUAUAAUUAUAACUCUGUACGAAUGGUUUUGCUAUCAAUAAGACAUAAAUGAGAUCUUUCUCACUUAAUAUUAUUAAUUA
Molecule: messenger RNA, 1627 nt
Organism: Humulus lupulus (European hop)
Lineage: Eukaryota; Viridiplantae; Streptophyta; Magnoliopsida; Rosales; Cannabaceae
Product: probable pectate lyase 4
Exons: 7
Coding region: 310-1434 (374 amino acids)
Molecular function (GO): pectate lyase activity
Source: RefSeq, a predicted model, not a curated record